Molecule: messenger RNA, 1404 nt
Organism: Aegilops tauschii subsp. strangulata
Lineage: Eukaryota; Viridiplantae; Streptophyta; Magnoliopsida; Poales; Poaceae
Source: RefSeq, a predicted model, not a curated record
AUGGGCCUUUUUGGUGAUGUUCGUUCAGUGAAAGGAUAUGUUCCUGUCGACUAUGACACACAUGUGACGGGAGAAACGCAAGGAGGCUGCCACAAGUUCGAAAUUCCUAGAAGAGUAACUUCAACGUCGAAGAAACCAGGUGACUCCUUUCAAUUUCAUGGCGAUCCUCGUAUAUUGUGUUACUUCCAAAGCCUUGGCGCCGCACACUCCAGAGGUUUUUCGGCAACAACGGAGCACUGGUAUAUCUGCAUCAGCUCGUCCCCGGCGAAUCCCUAUCGGCUUAACCACGAAGUCUUGGGGCAUCAACUCGCCGAUAAGAAGAGCAACACAAAUCCCAGCGGUCGGUGGAGACCCCGGAGAACUGCUACGAGCCAAUCUCCCAAUACCCGCUUUUCUUCAUGGGUCACGUGGCUUGUUGGUGCCUUCUUUCUUGCAGCACCUGCUUACUGGCGAUUCAGAGCACUGGAAGAUAAGGCGGAGCAAACAGCAGAGGCAACAAUCGAGAUGGUCGAGAAGGUUGCGGAGGCGGCGGAGAGAAUCGCCGACGACGUCUCUGAAGCGUUUCCCGGUAAUGAAAGACUCAAGAAGGUAGCAUCCAGUGUCAAAGCCGUGGCAGAUGAGAUCGAGAAGGAUAUGGACAAAGCCGAGGCCAUACUCCAUAAGGUUAGGCCAAGUCAACUGCCAACUGCAGUAAUUUGUUACUUCCACGUUUGUCUUUCCGUUAUUCCGUGGUACCUCCGCGUUCAAAUUAUGGCAGUUAAUGGUGUCACUGUACUGGCUUAACUAGUCACUGUACUGGCUUAACUAGUCACUGUACUGGCUUAACUAGCUCAUGGUACACGUUGCCUGUUGUUCAUUGCUUUAUGCAAGAAUUGAAAGGCUAAGCAUGUCAGUAUGAUAGAGUUGGAGAUAUGCAUGUUAGGGCAUUCUUUAACGCCGACCCCAAAUCGGACAUCGUAUCCGUCCACGGACAAGUGGGGACCUGUCCGUAGAAACGGGUGCGGGAGCCAGUCAUCCAAAGCUAACCGUGAACAUUCAUCUUUUUAUUUUUAAGUCUACAAGCUCAAAAUGACCGCAUAUCAGAUCGUAGUUUAUCUAGAAAUGUUCAAGUGUGGCAGUAGUUCUAGUUUAAAUAUUAUAAUUCAACAAAGUUUUUAAAUUAAAGUAGUUCAAACUUGAAUUUAACUAGCACAUAUGUACUAGAUGCCCCCUUUAACCGCCCAGAUGCCCAAUCAAAUCUUUCUUCAGUUGCUCGUGAAUUGCUCGAUGCCGAAUUUACUGAUGCAUUUAAAAAAGCUCAUCAAAUGUGUCCGGAUUCUGCUCUGAAAGUUCGAUACAAUCACCCAUGUUUUCAAAUUCAAGAGUUGUGUCAGCACCCUCACCCUCAUCCUUCAUGAUCAUGUC